AGUCGAUUAGCAUUACAAGGAGAAAGAGAGAAUCUGAAGAAAUAGAACGAAGCGUGGCACUAAUCACGUUGCUCGUAUAAUUGAAUCAUUGACCACCUCCCGGGCAGCAGGAAAACGCGAAUCGGAACCUGUUCCCACAAUGGACGGCGUGGACGGUGACGCUGUGUCGAUGGACGGGUCGCUCGUGCUUCUGGCAAAGGCCGCCACCGUGGCCAGUUGCAUCGUGACGUUCACUCCUCUCCCCUACGUGUACCACAUCAUCGUUACGGACGGGGACUCGAUCGCGGAAAUGACGAAGACUUUUCGGCAGAAGAUGAACUUCUGCCUGCCCUACGUGUUUUUGUACAUGAGUGCGUUGUUCUGGACCUUCUACGGGUACACCACGGAAAACAGCGACAUUCUGUUCAUCAACGGUCUCGGCGUGGUGUGCUUCGUCGUGUACCUGGCGGUCAGCACCUACUACAUCGAGAAGAACAUCGCGAAGCAGCGUUUGGAGGAGCUGAAGUUGGCCGCGGUGAACAAUCAGUACGAACAGCGGCUCGACGUUUUUGCCUCCUCCGCGUCGUCCCAGAAGGAGCGGGGAGACGACGUCCCGGAGCAGGUCACCUUCUCCCCCGAGCGUCCGCCCAACGACUCACCGAUGUCGUGUUCGACUCCGGCGCCAGCGCAUGCGGCGGAGUCAAAGUCCUCGUCGAAGUCCUCCGCCAGUGCGGGGGGGCCCUUCGGUGUCCAGCGGGGAAGCUUCGAGCGGGAUGAUUUGUUCAGCUACGCAAAGCUGGACUCGAUGUUCGUGUGGGGGCAGAGUGGGGGCGGGCGCUCCCACCAAACUGCAAAUAUUAGCUCCUCGUCCUCCUCGGGAAGUAGCGAUCAGGAGUCGCAGCUGUCUGGCUCGAUGAAACAUUCCACGUCGUCGAAACAAGCGGAUAUGAACUUUCACAGUGGCACGGAAAGCAGUUCCACCACGGUUGGCGGCGCGCUCUCGAGUACGGUGUCCGGCAGCCUGCAGGCGACGUCUUCGUCUUCUUCCUCCGACGAUGAGCAGCUCGGAGCAUCGUCGACCUGGACUCCAGGUCGUACAGCCGCCGAUCUGGAGCAAGGGGCUGGCCACGAAGAACAGCACCCGGCAAUAAACUUGUGUACGGACGAGACCGAACCGCUCCUGUCCGGUGGGAGCAAGGCAGCGUCAGCGCACAACGACGAAAGCUGCCAUGGUGCGCACCAGCCGCACGACUUUUUUUUGCAAGACGGUGCUGGGACGAGGUCCUCGAAACAUGUUGGUGCCACUGCAUCUACUUCGGAGGACCCGGUUAUGUUUUUCCAGGCGGAAGAAAAAGUGAAGCGGCGGAUGCAGUUUUCCUUUCUGUCGGCUUUCAACACGACCAUGGUUCUCGGGACACUGCUAUUUUGUGUGGGCGUCCUGAACAUGAACGCGCACGAAGACCACGCACAGAAGUUGCUCAUCCAAGAAGUCCACCACCAGAAGCACUUGCGCGAAGAAAUCAAGGGCGAGACCACGACGGCUGUCGCGAAGCAACACGACGUCGGACAGCAGGACAUCGUAGAGGCGAAACCUCCCGCAGGCGAAGCGAGCGUGGUUUCAUCUCAGCAGAGCAGUGCACAGACGAUGACCAAGGAGGUAUCUCCGAAGCCGGAGAGCGGUGUUGACGCGGUGAAAGUGCAAGCAUCGGAAGAAGGGACUCGUGCGUCGGAAGCGGACGCUAGUACCCCCCAGAGCCAACAGCCUCUGGAAGGCGCACCUUCACACGUCAGUGAGGAAAACAGCGCGGUUCGUCAGGUGAACGUGGUUCGGGAAGGUGAUCAAGCACCACGGGCAUCAGGGGUACUAGAUGCCAAGCCCGUUGUGAAAACCGCCCUGCGUGGCACGUCGCGGAGCAAUGCACGCGCUUCAGGCACAGCAGGUAUCGCUUUGCCCAACAAGUCCGAUGUUGAGCCGGUUCAAGUGGCUGCAGCUGAAAACCCUACAACUGUUGAAACGAAUAAGGGCGGCUCCACGCCGCAACCGACCGAAAAACGGAUGAAAAAAGACGAGUCAGUUUCGAUUGUGAUCAAGAAUGAACCUGCGAAGGCGCCGACAGGUGGGGCAGAAGACACGAAAACCGGAGAAAAGAACAACGGGGCAGCUGCAAGUGACGAUGGCGACACCGUGUUAGUGAUUCACAAAGGAUCAGCAGAUGCGAGUAGCGGGGGACCCACUCCGUAUUUUGGACUUUUUUUGAUUGUUGUUUCAUCACUGCGCUCAUCAAUCCAUGUAUCAUGUGCUUGUUUCCUGUGUUGGCACGACAUACAUAUUUGUGAACUUCAUCUUCGCAGGUCUACGUCGUCUUCUCGCGAUGCGACCGACGCCGCGGCGCCGAAGGAAAUUGCUGGUGCGCAAUCUGCUAACGGCGUUCCGCAUGAGAGCAUCCCGGUCAGUGGCGCGAUCGGAGAUGACACUAAAUCCGGCAAGGUUGCGAGUGAGGCCGAGCAGCGCGACAAAGAAGCAGGAGACAUUGUGGUGAGUAUUCACCAUUCGUCUCCGAAAGUACACGAGGAUCGGAAUUCUGGAGAGGUACUGCAAGAAUCGACUGGGAACGCGCAGCCAGAGUCCGAAGGCGUCAGGCGUGGCGCAGCGGGGCCCGACCCGUCCGUUGCCGCCGACAAAGGCAGCACCGACAGCAUGGGACAAGACGCGCCUACUCGAGUUGCAGCAUUGUCUUCGUCCGGGGGUCAGGAGCGGGAGGGGCAGGCCCGCGAAACCACAGAAGCAGCGAAAAGUGGAACUAACGUCGUCGAGAAAACCGACGACCACGGGACAACCGUGGUAGUGGGAAAAAACGAAGUCACCAUCAAGAUCGGAAAUAAUCAGCAAGACAAAAAGGUUGACGUUGCCCCCCCGAGCUCCACCGCCCGCAAAGAUCAGCAGGAAGCAGCGUCUACGGUGCUGCCGGCGGUGCCUGCACCGGAAAAGAAGGACUUGAAAUUGCUCGACGACGCAGAGGAUGUGGACUCAAAAUUCACGACGAAGGCGUUGGUGGAUCGCCUCGUCGACGAUGCACCCGCCUCCGCACCAGCCAACAAGGUGGACCAACAAGAGCAAACGGGGAGUCAGAAGGCAGACGCACAGGUUCAUCAAGGCGUUGCAAACGUCCUGCCGGCACUGCAGAAGUCUACUGCGACCAGUGGCCGAGUAGAGAUGUUGAAACAAGGCGCAACGUCGGCGCCGGCGCUCGCUGCAGCUGAAAACGCAGAUGAUUCAUCUGUGGCGCCACCGUUGUCGUGGCUGCAGGUCCGUUCUAUCCCGCAGACCUCCAUCGAGAAGGAGGGGUUGGGCCUGUCCGAACAGAAAAACGGUCCCGAGCAGAAGACGGAGGCAGACAGCAUGCUGGACUCCAUCCCGCACAUAGUGGUCACUUCGAAAACGCUAAUCUUCUCCUACCUCGGGAUCAUCGUACUACUACGUGUUUGAUUCGUAUGAUAGAUUUGAUGAGUGCUGUUGAGUUAUCGUGCAUGUGGAUCAUCAGUGCUAAUACGUUCCAUUCCACUUGAAAAAAUUUGAAUUUCCAAACAGUUCAACAUUUUCGUGUACAUCGUGCCCUGUGCGCAGCUCCUGGAUGUGAUUGAGACGGGUGAUCCAGAUCUGUUCCCGCUCCCACUUCUCACGGCGGCGGGUUUGGUGAGUAACGCCUUGUGGGCGGAGUAUUCGCUGAAGAUUCACUCCAUUCCCUAUCUGAUCCCGAACUUGAUCGGAGUGAUCUUCAACUUCUUGCAGAUCACAGUUUUGUGCUACUUCAUGUGGGGGGCCGCCGUCGCCUCCUCGUCUGCACCACCUCUGAAUGCGGAAAAAAUUCUGAACGGCAAGUCCGCGUCGCCGGCCACACAAAACGCCAACUACAACAGUCCGGGAAGUUGCGGCGUCCGCAAUCCAUCAAAAACACCACACCAGCAGCAUCUCAUCCUGUAAUUUUCAAUCAAAACGCGUCUCGGUUUCCGAGAAACAACUUUACUACUAUGGUGCGAUACAAGGCUUAAUACAUCAUUGCAGACAAGAAAGUUUGAACUUUUCUAUCAGUACGCAACUGCUGAGGAUUUUCAUUUCCAGCGCAGGUUUGCAACUUGAACUUGUCUUCUACAACCCCGAUUUUCAUUUUGCUUUUCCUUUUCCAUAUCGAUAUUUAAUCUUCAUCGAUUGCGAUCAGCGCUGCGUGUGCGUCGCAAUCGAGAACUUUCUGUGCAAGAAUACUCCACUUUGAAUUUCCAGCGUUAAGAAUACAGAUUUUCGCUUCGGCGUCACAGAGGAACGGUCGUAUCGUAAACGUGUGAACACUCCUAGUAGUGGCGUACG
Amoebophrya sp. A120 is the source of this 4342-nucleotide messenger RNA. The record is from the annotation of a GenBank genome assembly. Lineage: Eukaryota; Dinophyceae; Syndiniales; Amoebophryaceae.